AUCAUUGGCAAACAAAUAAGUCCACCUGUGAGGUUCACCUCCAGGACUGGUCUUAUUGGGCUCUUCGCUUCUGCCACCAUCUUCGCUCUUUUACCAUCCUGUCGUUCCUUCCAGUAUGUUCUUGGGUUCUCUAUUGGUCCUUGUAGGCCUCGGUGUCGCUUCAUUCGCUCUCAAAUUUCCCAUACAAUCUCGUGCUCGGCGGACUCCUCUUUCUCGACGAAGUGGAACAGAGAAAUAUCAUUUAAAUACGUCCCUGGCUGCUGUUGUGAGCACUGAUAAUGGUUUGGACCUCAGUACUGUCCACGAUCUGAUUUAUAUGGCAAACGUAACGGCUGGAAAUAUCACAUAUGUCGUUCAAAUGGACACAGGGUCCUCUGACCUGUGGCUAAAGACUGACAUUCCACCUUUGCCGAAUUCCGAGCAAACGGGAUACACAACAAAUAUCACAUACGGCAUUGGCUGGGUGAACGGUACCAUAUCGCACAUUCCAAUUGAGUUUGCGGAGAUAUCCGUGGAAUCACAAGCGUAUUUGGACGUCACUUCGGCUCAGAAUCCAGCGCUAGGUUAUGGUGCCAAAGGCAUUUUGGGUCUCGGUUUUACAUCCCUGUCUUCUAUCGACUCGAUAUUGAACAAUACAGGCUCAUCGCAGGGAAGAAGUCUAUUGUAUAAUCUCUUUGCACAGAACCCUGCAGAACCCAACUUCAUUACCUUUUCGUUCCAACGAAGCACUAGCGCUAAUAAUGAUGUUAAUGGCAGCUUUACCAUCGGAGAGUAUGAAGAGGCGUAUUCUGAAGUGGCAGAUACAGUUGCCAUUUCCACCUGGCCAGUCAGCUCCCCCAAACGAUGGAGUCUUCUUGUAGAGGCGCUUUUGGUGGGUAAUCAAACCAUACUGCCAUCUUCUACAACUGCAGGUGCCCCGAGCAACAAGGCUGUGGCAGUACUAGACACGGGAACGUCUUACUCUACUGAAAUUUCUGAAGCAAUCUAUGGUGGUAUCAGUGGAUCAUACUAUGAUUCGACUUUGGCGGAGUGGUCAGUGCCAUGUGAUGCUGAGAUUGACAUGGCUAUCCAAAUCGCAGGACAGGUCUAUCCUCUGCAUCCUUUAGAUAUCGCCCCCACUGUUGUAGGAGACAACACCACAUGUGUCGGCUCCUUUCUUCCGCAAAACCUGGGAAUAGGUACAGGCCAAUUUGACUGGCUCUUCGGGGCCAAUGUCCUUCGGUCGUUGUACUCUGUCUAUGACUUUGGCGACUUUGACUCGCACGGCAACACGGGAAAUCCUUACGUCAAACUUUUAUCACUUACGGACCCCGACAAAGCGUCAGCAGAAUUUUGUCAGGCGAGAGGAUGCACGCCCUUGACCGGAAUCACCUAUAAUGCCUCAAAUAACACAGAGGACUCUGCCUCUACCGUUAUUACUAUUACCAGGGACGUUGCCGAUACCCUGGAAAAGUUCAGCACAUGGUUCCCCGCCAUGCUGGGUAUCUUGGCCCUUAAUGCCUUGAUCAUACUGGCCGUGCUCAUCUUCGGCAUCGUCUACCUGUGUAGAAGAAGGACCAGACCCUCAGCCAGAACGCCCAUAGGCAGAAUGAGUCCUGUGCCGAUGAAUCCCAGGAGCAGUUAUAUCACAGGUGAACCUCCUGUUGGUGCUCACACGUACGAACCGGUAUCAAUGGCGAUUACCGACGAUACCGUGUUUGGGCCACCAUCUCCUGCUUUCCAUAAAUUUGAAGGCAGCACGCUGCGGCCGGGCGAUAGACCACAGAGUCUGGCAACCCUACCAUCCAAGUCAUAUAAUGAUGAUGGAGAAGAAGUUCUCACACCGCCUUCUCCCGGUUUCCGACAGUUUGAUAGCAGGCCUAAAAGUGUCGGAAUACUCCCCUCGCAGUCUAAUGCAUAUCAACAAAUUGGAGAGGAUCAGCCUUUUGUUGUCCCUCCAUCAGUGCAAUCCCAAGAGUUCUAUGUCAAAACGCCUCGGGCACCCUCGCGAUCCAGUCAUUCAACGCCCGAAAAUAUUGUGUACCCUACGUCCUCAUCUGCUAGUUCGUUUCAUCAAUCUGUGUACGAUAUCCAGUCCCCGUCACCGCCUCGGUCCUUUCAUCAGUCAUACGUCGAGGAUUCCAACCUACCACAAUCGCCUUCACGGUCUUUAUAUCAGCCCAGUGCUCACGACCAGCGAUCUGACGUGAGUCCCUCAUCAAUAAUUCAACUGUCACAACCCCAUGCCCGCCGAGGAAGCACGAGGCCUCCGCCAGUUAACUCCUUCGAGCCUCCUGUGUUCUCAUCGACUCCUGAGGACCAGAGCCUUGUACCGCCUUCUCCUGGGUUCCGCGCAUCAGAGAAUCGGCCAAGGAGCGUCGAUCAACUCCCAUUUCAAACGAAUUCCUACAAACAGAUGGGGAAUAAUCCUACUCUCACACCACCAUCACCUGUUUUACAGAGGGAGGGUGGCUCUUUGAAUCCUGGCAGUGCACCAGGCGACAGGCCUAUGAGCAUCGCCUGAUGUGAUUAAUUUUGAAUAUUUUGUUGUGUUUCUGCUGUAUUGCUCGAGGGAUAUUUAGGACAGGUUUGGUUA
This is a messenger RNA of Guyanagaster necrorhizus, 2575 nucleotides long. RefSeq names its product acid protease. Gene Ontology annotation, biological process: proteolysis. NCBI's taxonomy places the organism in Eukaryota, Fungi, Basidiomycota, Agaricomycetes, Agaricales, Physalacriaceae. The record is from RefSeq and is a predicted model, not a curated record. The transcript is spliced from 11 exons. Gene Ontology annotation, molecular function: aspartic-type endopeptidase activity. Bases 116 to 2503 code for a protein of 795 amino acids.